AUGACUUCUCAAAUUACCCUUCCGGCCGACGGAAUGUGGGUCAUUGGAUAUGGAUCCCUCAUUUUUAAACCUCCUCCAUUAUACCUGUUCCGCGUGACCGGAACCCUCAAGGGUUUCAUUCGCAGAUUUUGGCAGCUGUCUUCCGACCAUAGAGGUACCCCAGAAAACCCUGGAAGAGUAGCCACCCUUGUGUCUCUUGACGAUCUCAAAUCCCACAAAAGAUUUCAUAAUGAUUUGCAUUUGUACGAAUUGGGAAACACUCACCGAGAGACGUCGUUGGCCUCCGAUUCUGCCAUCAGUCUUGAAAUGAAAAAUGAUAUUGAUGAUGUCAGUGUCUCCAUUUCAAAUCUCUCGGAGGACGACUUGAAAGUAUGGGGAGUAGCAUACUACAUAGCUCCUGAGCACGUCAAUGAAAUGAAAGAGUAUCUUGAUGUGCGUGAGCAGGAUGGAUAUUCCACCCAUCGAAUCAUGUUUCACGUACAUUCUGUGCCAGAUCUUACGCCAGAAAUUGAAAGCGUGCUUAGUAAAAUGCCACGCAACAGUGACGGAGAUUUGGUCAUAGAGUCCAUGAUAUAUAUUGGAACCAUUGACAAUGACUCAUUCGUGGGUCCCGAAGAUAUCGAAAAGACUGCUGAUGUUAUUAGAACAGGAAGUGGACCUAGUGGAGCCAACUACGAGUACUUGCAUGAAAUCACAGCAGCUGUUCGUAACUUGGACCCUCUUGCAAGGUCUCGAGACUACUACUUGGAAGAUCUCACCCAACUUGCGCAGCCUCACAAAUUAGACUUAUAG
Molecule: messenger RNA, 792 nt
Organism: Sungouiella intermedia
Lineage: Eukaryota; Fungi; Ascomycota; Pichiomycetes; Serinales; Metschnikowiaceae
Source: the annotation of a GenBank genome assembly